AUGAUUUGGAAUAAACGUCCAUAUCUUGGAAAAUUAGUUAGAUUAGAUAACCAUAAUUACCAUUUUACUAACAAUUUAAAAAAAGAUGUUGAUUUACCAGAUUUUCAUUCUAAUGAUUUAGAUUCUAUUCAACCUGUACGCCGAGAUUUUGUAUUUGUAAUAUGUACCAUAAAAGGUUUACUUUUUAAUGAAUCAACAAAAUGUAAAGAAAGAUUUGUAGUUUUUACAAAAUCAGGUUUAUUAUUAAUAUAUAAAAGUAACAAUCAAGGAAUCUUAGUAAAUAUUAAACAUGCAAAAUCAUUAAAAUUUGACCGAUUUACAAUAACAUUUAGUGGAGAAAAAACAAAAUUUCAUGGUAUUACAUUAAAUUACAACUUUGGAAAGAUAAGUUUAUUACUUAAUCAAAAUCAAAGAAGUAGUUUUUGUCAAGAUUUGAUGGCCUUAUAUCAUGAACCAUUACAUAAUAUAAAUUUAAACAAUACUGUAAUCAGUUGUGAAAAUAAUAAUAAAAAAAAUGAUGAAUUAGUGAAAUAUAAUAAUAAUGAUAUAAAAUGUGAAUUUUUUGAUAAAAGUAGUUUGUUAACAAUGGAUUCAUUUGUUGAUGGUUACAAAUUAACAUCUACUCCAAUUAAUAAUAAUGAUAAUUCAAAAAAUAAUACUAUUAAUAUACAUAUAAUGAUUGUCUAA
Strongyloides ratti is the source of this 687-nucleotide messenger RNA. RefSeq lists its product as hypothetical. The record is from RefSeq and is a predicted model, not a curated record. The coding region runs from base 1 to 687 and encodes 228 amino acids. The transcript has 2 exons. Lineage: Eukaryota; Metazoa; Nematoda; Chromadorea; Rhabditida; Strongyloididae.